AUGCACCAGCGGAUAGCAUGGCAUUUUCGUCAUAUCCAAGCAACUAACGAGGAGAGAAGAACCAACAAGCGCAAUAUAACACUGAUGCCUGAAGCCCUGUCCAAAGAAAUUGGCGAUCUCAAAGCUCGGUUUGCUGACUUUCCUCCCUUACCUCCAAGGCUUCCCCGGCCAGAAUACGCCAUACAUGAUGGUCUGUUGCACCCUGAGGAUACGGCAGAAUUGGAUUUCUACUGUGCAUGCAGGAUGGGUUAUCAGGAUGACGUCGAAGCUUAUGUCCGGGGUUCCAUACCAAGUCACGCUGUCCGCCAAUUCGGCCUCCAAAUGGCUUCCUUCGGCAACCAACCUCAGAUUGCCCGGUACUUGCUACUAAUUGGUACAACUCUGCAUGGUUAUGUAUUUGAAGGCACAGAACCAGGCUCGCAACGAAAACAGACCCCAAGAGGCGCCUCCAUUUUUGAAACAUAUCCCAAAGGAGACAAUUUGAUCCCACUGUUCCAGACUUUCAUCGACUUUGGUUGGCAUCCAAACCAAGCUUGGGAGCCUACGCAAGACACUUGGCCCGUUUGGCCAUUCCACUAUCUUUCCUGUGUUUGGAACCCGCCCCUGGUAAGGUUUCUCGUUUCUCAUGGUGCAGACCCUGACAUGGGAUCUUGUUGGCCUGACCUCCGAGCUAUGCACGGGCUCCAUGAAAGGCUCGACUACUCAACGGAAAUCCCGCUCCAUCGUCAGAGUACCUCGACUUUAGAGCGUGCAAUAGAAGGCUGUGACCCCGCGUCGUUUGAGAUGCUAAGGGCGAGUAGUAGCUUGCCCGUCAACAUUGCCGAGUUGAGCCCGCUGUUCAUCCUCGCACUGCCCGCAGAAGAAGAUCACCGAGAGAAUGGAAACAAUGAGACAGUCUCGUAUAAGUUACUUCCGUUUGAUCAGAGGCGUGCCAUUGCUGAGCACAUGUUGAAUUUUGAUGAUGUGGAUAUCGAUAGAGUUCGGGUCAUGGAGCGAGGGGAACAGCAGACAGCUCUAACAUACGCCUGUUCCAUGAGGGAUUGGGGGUACGCGGAGUGGCUGUUGGAGAGAGGGGCCGACCCUUCCAUGCUUGACGGAAAGGCAUUU
Colletotrichum graminicola M1.001 is the source of this 1107-nucleotide messenger RNA. RefSeq lists its product as uncharacterized. The transcript has a single exon. Gene Ontology annotation, molecular function: protein binding. The annotation marks the transcript as partial. The record is from RefSeq and is a predicted model, not a curated record. NCBI's taxonomy places the organism in Eukaryota, Fungi, Ascomycota, Sordariomycetes, Glomerellales, Glomerellaceae.